UUUACGCAUCCUUUCAAUUCCCAUUUUUACGCACAGACAGUCAUGGUUUUUACGCACAGGUGAACUUAUUACGCACCUCGAACACAAGGACAAGUGUUGGACUGACAGAACAUAAAAAACAUCUCGUGUAUUUUAAACUCUCCUCCUGAUUUUUCUCGCUGAAUUGCUUGGAGUUGCUUCCACAGUCAUGUCCAGGAAGAAGGCAGUGAAAGGCAAAGGGAGCUCCAAGAGCCCCAAAGCGUCUCCGAUCAGCGGGAGGUCUGGCAGAGGUCUGGCCGCCGCCGCAGCUCCUUCCUCCGCACUGGUGUAUCCCAGCAGACCCUCCAUCAGCAACAGCGGGGAGUUCUACGAUAUAGCCUUCAAGGUGAUGCUGGUGGGGGACUCAGGUGUCGGGAAGACCUGUCUGCUGGUCCGCUUCAAAGAUGGAGCUUUUCUAGCCGGCAGCUUCAUCUCCACUGUGGGCAUCGACUUCAGGAAUAAAGUGAUGAACAUUGAUGCUGUGAAGGUCAAACUGCAGAUUUGGGACACUGCUGGACAGGAGCGUUUCCGGAGCGUCACACACGCGUACUACCGCGAUGCUAACGCUCUGCUUCUUCUCUAUGACGUUACCAACAAAGCAUCCUUCGACAACAUCCGGGCCUGGCUGACGGAGAUCCAUGAGUAUGCUCAGCAGGACGUGGUCAUCAUGCUGCUGGGUAACAAGGUUGACUCAUCACAUGACAGGAUGGUGAAGAGAGAGGAGGGGGAGAAACUGGCCAAGGAGUUUGGAGUGCCCUUCAUGGAGACGAGUGCUAGAUCUGGACUGAAUGUGGAGCUGGCCUUCACUGCAGUGGCCAAAGAGCUGAAGCACCGGACCAUGAAGGAGCCCGAGGAGUCGAAGUUCCAGCUGCAGCAAUACGUCGACAAAGAAAUGAGGACCGUCGGCUGCUGCCGCACGUAGACCACAUCCUCCGUGUGUGUGUGUGUGUGUGUGUGUGUGUGUGUGUGUGUGUGUGUGUGUGUGUGUGUGUGUGUGUGUGUGUGUGUGUGUGAGCAGUAAUUAACCUUCUAGUCUGGGAAUUACCACGACAUUCUCAGUGUUUGUAACAUUUCUAUCAAUAAGCUCCCAACCCACCUGUCCUCUGCAACUGUGAAUGUAAUAUAACUACUAUAUACAUGCUUGCACACA
Molecule: messenger RNA, 1168 nt
Organism: Trematomus bernacchii (emerald rockcod)
Lineage: Eukaryota; Metazoa; Chordata; Actinopteri; Perciformes; Nototheniidae
Product: ras-related protein Rab-26
Exons: 9
Coding region: 188-940 (250 amino acids)
Cellular component (GO): endosome; Golgi apparatus
Molecular function (GO): GTP binding; GTPase activity
Source: RefSeq, a predicted model, not a curated record